ACCUCCCAAGCCAGCCAUGCCCUCCAGGUGCACAGAGCCCAGGCUCACUCCGUGGGCAUCUACGACAACACCAUGGGGCCCUGGAUGUAUGAGAACCUCACUCCCUCGGCGCACUCCGUCCACGUCAGAGCAGCUGGAGACGACCUGAGCGUCUCUUCAGAGGACUCCAGAGACUACGUCAAUGUCUCCACAGCAGCAGAGAUUGCUGAGCUGCUGGCCUCUCCCAGCCACCCCACUGGGAACCUCUUUGCCCGCCCAAGUGCUCGGGAGCUGGAAUCCACCGAGGAAAGAGACAAGGGCUGGGACCAUGCCAGUGACUACGCCCGAUUUUUGCCUCCAGGAACUGAGGGCAACGAUCCACUCAGCGAUGAGGAAGGCUCUUCUCAGACCUCAAACGACUACGUCAACACGGCAGAGUUGGACCUGGGGGCCACCCAGGGGGAGCAGCCCUGGAUGUCCUUUCAGUGCUGCCCAGAUUAUGAAAAUGUCCCACCAGCAGGUCCCAAUGGAAGCCAGCAGCUGGCGGAAGGAGUGACAGCCUCACACACAAGCCGUGUGGAGGGCAGGACAGAGGGUACAGAGACUCAUGGCCCCCUGGUCAUGCCAUCAGGGAGGUUCCUGGUUUCAGGGGAUUAUGGGGCCUAUCAGCCAUCCGCACAGCGUGAGAGCCGUCAGAUGAAACGUGGAGGAGAGGUGUCAAACCAGGGCUCCGGGGAUGAUGACACUGUGCUGGCUGCCACGGUA
Messenger RNA from Myotis brandtii (Brandt's bat), 744 nucleotides. RefSeq names its product lymphocyte transmembrane adapter 1-like. Gene Ontology annotation, biological process: lymphocyte activation; intracellular signal transduction; antigen receptor-mediated signaling pathway. The annotation marks the transcript as partial. The transcript has a single exon. The record is from RefSeq and is a predicted model, not a curated record. NCBI's taxonomy places the organism in Eukaryota, Metazoa, Chordata, Mammalia, Chiroptera, Vespertilionidae. Gene Ontology annotation, cellular component: plasma membrane.